AUGCGGCUGCAGUGCGCGAACGCUUGCUAUUCAUUGCAGGCUCGCAAUAACUCGGCGUUCAACAUUCUUGCAGGCCGCGAAUCCCGGCAGCGGCAGCGGCGGCGCCUGCAGUCGGCUCACGUCGCCAGGCCGGGCGGGGCGGGGCGGGGCGGCGAGGCGUCGCCGGCAGAAGGGGACGCGAAUGGGAAUAGGCAAUGGUGGUCUUUUGCAGUUUGGGUUAUGGCCCUUGCCCAGGACCCGUUCGAGCACUUGGACCAGAGCUGCAAGGAGAUGAUAGAUUGCAAAGACCCCCUGGACAUGCUCUCUUCUGACAAGCGGGAGCUGAACGCCGUGACCAGCAAGGAGGACAUGGACCGCUUGUGCCCAGACAUCAGGCAGCACUUGGAUUGUAUCGACAGGAAGACAAAACGUUGUAUGACCCCGGACGUCCAAAUGACCUUCAACGUUCUCUAUAAUGGCACCAUUGUAGUGAUGACGGAGUUGUGCCAUAACGAUACGUAUCAGCAAGAAUUUUUGAAAUACGCCCGUUGCUUCAAAGAUAUGAACAAAGAAGAAGAUUGUGAAGCGAAGUACUCCGAGACACUGGCAGAUAUCCAGAAAAACGCUCGCAGCCACGACGCCGUGCACAGAAUUUGCUGUUCGUUCCAUGAUUUUCUGGAGUGCUCAAAGCGCACGGUGGCCGCGGUGUGCGGCAACGAUGCAGCGGAGUUCAACAAGCGGAUGCUGGAUACAAUGGCCACUUCUCUCAAGGAGCAGUGCCAGCAGGUGACGGUGGGCGCGGACACGUGCCAGGCGAUGAGCCUGGCGUCGCGGACGCCCGGGGGCGGGGGCUCGUGGGCGCAGCCGCGCCUGCUGCUGGUGGCGCUCCCGGCGCUGCUGGUGGCGCUGCUGCCGGUGGCGGCCGGCGCGGGGGUGGCGGCGGCGGCCGCGCAGAUGCUGUACAAGGCGCGGCGCCCCUGAGGCCCCGCCCACCACGCCCACGUCCCCGCCCACGCCCACGCAGCCUCGGCCCAGCUCACCGCUCCACCGCGGUCUUCUCGUUGUGGGGUGGUGGUGCUUCCGUGAGCCUCCGCCGUCCUCCCUCUCACCCACGCCCACGCCCACGCCCACGCCCGCGCCACGCCUUCCUCGGCCGCAGCCCGCACGACGCCGCGCGCGCUCCGGCGGCCCCCGUGCCGAGGAAACCACCUGGCGUUCGGGUCACGCAAGCUCUGUUCUGUCCCCUUUCUUUUGAUGUAUAAAUUGUAAGUAUUACGAAUUCAGUAUUAUGUGAAGUGACCCCCUAAAGAUGUAGUGAAGACCCGCAUUGUAGUGGGCGCCCUUGUGAGCGCGUUGGCGUGGGAGCGUGCGAUGUACCCGGACCGUCCGCUCCGCUCGGCUCGUGGCGAGGAUCCAGGUCGAGCCCCCGCUGGGGGUGCAGGGCGGGGGCGGGGGUAACGGCCCGCAACGCGCCGGCAGCGAGGAGCAGUUGCGCGCGGUUCAAAUCCUUUCGCAUCGCCGUGGAUCGUCGUUCAACCUAGCACGCCAUUGUCGAUUUCAAUUUUGUUGUACAUUUUGGGUUAGAAGCAUUGCUGUUCUGUUGUUCUGUGUGGCAGUAAUGGAUUUUUGUUUGUGAAAAAUUAUUUACUUUGUGUGAAAGCAAGAGUCAACGAUGUUCUUAAAUUUGGCUUUUUCCUCAUGAAUCUUAGAUACCGUAUAAUAUAUACUAUUUAGAAUAUUUUCUAAACAUGUUCGAAAUGAUUACUAUUAAUUUCUUAAACCGUUUACGUUACACGUUAAUAAAAAUUCUGAACUUUCUAAUUGUAUAUUUUUGAAAAUAUGUUGUAUUAAAAUUUUUAAAAUAUUCAUGAGGUGAAGCCUAUUAUAGUUUCCUAAGGGCAUUGACUGUCCCAAGUGUAGAACAAUUUUUUUUUAUCUACACUGAAUUUUGUUUUUAGGUUUUUGCUUGAAUGUUUGUUUUGUGAAAUAGUUGUAUUGUAAAAUAUUUUACUUCGCAUUCAGUUACUUCGAAGUUACCAGUAACACAAGUGGUAUACAUUAUUUUAGUGUAAUAUAAGUAAGGAAACUGUCAUAUACAUAAACUACUUUUCACUUCCCUCUCCUCUAAAAUAUGUAAGAUUCCAUCUUCCCACCAAAGUUAAAAAGAGAACUUGCAGCAAACGGUUCUGUUGUUCGAGGAGGGUCCAGUUGUUCAUCUUCGAUGUCAAAGUGACUAUUACUUCAUUAAAGAAAUUAAUGUAAAUGCAGGAAACGCACGAACAAAGCUAACAGUUUCUACCUCGAAAAAAUAGACAAUUUAAAGUUCAAAUCAUAUGAGGUGUGAAACGUUCAUUUUUGAAUGGAGAAUGCGUUGACCGCCGAGCAUUUUUGAUCAGGGUUUACAUUCUUGUCCGAAUACUUAUUUGUUGCAGUUUGCUGCAGGUACCAAGCCACACGAUCUCUGUCGUGAUAGGAAUUUCACAUAUAGCGUUCGAUAAGCUUUGUCGUGCCUUUCCUGCGCGAGAAGUUCGCUGAAUCCUUACGAAGCUGAAGUACUCUCUGAAGUGUGCAUAAUCCUCAGUGCUCAGUUUGGAAUGUGAGUUCUAGUGGCGAAGACACUUCAAUCUUUGUAAGACUAAUACUCAACAGGGGAGGGCGAUUUAUAGACUGUUAAAAAAAUUUCGCAAUGUGUAUACUUCUCUGCAUGUUCCAUUCGCCUCCAGCUACGAUGUGCGCGGCCAAUGGAGCUGCCUCGGUGCGAGUGGAGGCCGCACGGCCCGCGCAGCCCUCGCAGCUGGCGGUACACGACUGUAAAGAUGUGCACACAUUCCUAGAUGUUAAAAAUGUAC
Molecule: messenger RNA, 2828 nt
Organism: Gryllus bimaculatus (two-spotted cricket)
Lineage: Eukaryota; Metazoa; Arthropoda; Insecta; Orthoptera; Gryllidae
Source: the annotation of a GenBank genome assembly